This is a messenger RNA of Apis laboriosa (Himalayan honeybee), 5454 nucleotides long. RefSeq lists its product as uncharacterized. The record is from RefSeq and is a predicted model, not a curated record. Lineage: Eukaryota; Metazoa; Arthropoda; Insecta; Hymenoptera; Apidae. The transcript is spliced from 21 exons. Gene Ontology annotation, molecular function: protein binding. Bases 1856 to 5395 code for a protein of 1179 amino acids.
AACUUCAUUAUCCUCUUCAUUAUAACAUCGUACAACUACUAUAUUCUUUCUGAAUAAUAAAAACCGUGUUUGACUGGGACACGUGGAAAACUACUGGUUGCUAGUCGACCAACAGACACUUUAGCAUUCGUAUGUGUUUUAUCGUGAAAAUUUUCAUAACAAGUUCUCAUUAUUACAGUGAAAUGUAAAUUAUAAACCAUUGAAAAGAUUUCUCGUUAAAAGAUCACUUGCAUAAGAAUUUGGUUGCAAAAAUUUUUAUUAAAAUGACGUAACGCAGAGGACAUAAAAAUGGUUUGUUGACGUGAUUUGUUGAAAUAUAUUUUUCGCAAUUUCAUCUUUUUUUCGCUUCAUCCACAUUCAUACUUUAUAUUAUUUUUCUGUGAAAUUGCUAAUUUAUUAGUGCGAUGUGAAAUUAUAAAAAUUAUAUUUAAUAGUGUUUCGAAAUCGAAUGAAACUUCGAUAUUAAUUAAUUAUAAUAAUAAAUAAUAAAUUAUAAUAAUAAAUAAAUAUUUUCCAAGACAAUCACACCUAUUUAAUAAUCGCAUAUCUCAUCAACGGUCACUGGACAAGAUUCAUGCAACGUACAUGAUCGAUAUGUCAUUGCUCCAGAGGAUCGAUUCUGGUCGAGUUGCAAGCUAAAUAAGUAAACGAGGUAAACGAUAAGGAAAUGGACAAAACAUUAAAUUUAUCUUGAAUGUUAUAGACGAUAAUCGUUAAAUCUGGAUUGUUCCAAGAUAGAUUGAAAGGUUGAUAAAUAAAAAAUAUGUGUCCCGUUCUUUUGUUUUUUUUUUUAUUGAAGAGAAUUGUAAUUCGAAAAACACGAUUGAUAAAUAUUUAUAAAGCAAGUUUUAUGUAAAGUAUACGCUUAAAUGUGAAUCAGUUUGUUUAAUUAUUCAACUUGUAGAUAUUGAAUUAUUUUCUUUUUUCAGAGUUUGUUUCUUUUUUUUAUAAAGGAAUUUUUACAUAAUGAUUUUUACACUGUGUGUAAUGGUUUUUGCAGUUGAAACGAUUAAGAAUUAUCGACUAAUUUACAAGUGUUCGGUUUCUAAAAAUAAUUCGAUCCGAAAGGGGAAUUACCGAACAAGUUGUUGGCCUUGUUCAGUUUUAUCAGCCGGAGUGACGAGUAUUCAAGGAUCACCGUUUUGUUUUCUUUAGCUAUUAACAUAUUUAUUUAAUUAUUUGAUGAAUUAAGUAAGGGGAUUCACUAGAUUUAAAAGAGGAAAGCAAAUUAAUAAUAAAAUAAAUAGAUAUAAAGAGCAUCAAAUUGAUGAAAUAUGUUCGGCAGAUUGAAUAAGAUGAAACAUUCAUAUACAGAGAGAAAUAUAUUACGAUCUUCAAAAACAUCCUUUAUAAAUUUUUCUUCUGAAUUUUUCAAUCGACGAUUAACGAAUCGAUCAUAUUUUCAUUAUUUAUAUUACAUAAAUUAACCUAUACAAAUUUUCUUCUCAUUUAUCAUCUAAAUAUAUCUUUUCAACUUAAAAUCGAUCUUCUGAAACUUCCUCUAAUUAUAAUCUAAUUACGACCUAUAUCAUAAUUAUUGUCUUAGCGAAGAAAAAAAAAAAAAGAAAGAAAAAAAUAAUGUUCCACUUCCUCGUUAUUUUUUUCCAAUAACAUCUAGCGAAUGUCCAGUCUGGAUGACCCGGUGAAUUCUAUGGAAACGUGUUCACAGGUGGCGUCGCGACGCCCUGAAUCGACUUCAUUCGCGACUCUUCCUCGUAUCGCGCACGUUCUCUUUUCUAACUCUGCCGCGAUUCAAUUCACUGUUUCGUAUCACUGUGAAGCUUUUCCUUGUGUUGCGCCAUGCCGCGAAUAUAUAAUCUCGACAUGACAAUUCUAUGAAGUCGAUCAGAUACAAAUGAAUGCAACAAUAUUAAAGUCUUGGCUACUACGAGGAGAAUUUGAGAAAUUGGAACAUGUUGUCCUAGAAGGACGUGGAGCACGAUUGUUGGGUGAAGUUUCCCCAGAUCUUAGAACUAGAGUCUUCCUAAAAGGACUCCCAAAUUAUUUGACAAAAAUAUCUCACAUGCAUGAUGCAGUUUCACGUGGAUCUUUGAUAGAAGCGCAAAAACUUAUAUUCGAAGAGCCUAAAAAGAAAUUGGCCAUUGCCAAAGAUCCAGCUGGUACUCCUUUGCUGCACAAAGCAGUAUAUCACGAUCAUCAAGAUAUCGUUGAGUGGCUUGUGCAAAAUUAUCCUAUUACCAUUCAACAGAAAGACAGAGAAGGGAGAACAGCAUUGCAUUACUGUGCCAAUUGCAAGGAUCCUGAAGCAAUUUGGGAUGUUCUCAUAGAAAACGAUUGUGACGCGAGUAUCAUCGACAAAAGGGGUAAUCCUGCGGCUUAUUAUUUGGAGCAUAGCUCGGAAAUUGAGCUACCGGAAGUGGAGAACAUGUCGCGCCGGAAGACCAACUCUGGCAAAGAAUGCUUAGACUUCAAGCCUUCGAAUAUAAGAAUAUGGAUUCACAAUCGAGACAUAGGAAAACUGCAGCAGGUUUUGUGGGAGGGUCAUGGGAACAAAUUACGUAUGGAGACCAGCAACAACACUCGAGUGAAGAGAUUUUUAGAAGCUGUACCGUUCAUUAUGGGGACCGUGAAAGAUGUUCACACAUUCGUAAUAAAUAACGAUUUAGAGGAGCUCGAGAAUAAAAUAGAGGCCACGUCCCCAAUCGUUCUUUACGGCAAAGAUGGCAACGGUUUGAACGUCUUGCAUAAGGCUUGUGGCUUGGGGUACACGGAAAUCGCAAGAAAUAUCCUCGCGAAAUGCCCUUCCGUUGUGGAAGCUCAGGAGAAUGAUGGAAAGACUCCAUUGCAUUACGCGGCUGCAGCCAAGGAUGAUGGAACUUUGUAUAAUUUGUUAGUCGAAUACGGAGCUGAUGAAAGUAAACUAGAUAACAGAUUAAAGGCGCCAGCAUUUUACAAAAAUCGACCAUCGGACAUAGACCAAUCACUGUUAAACGUGAUACCGGAAGCGCCUCGAGUUGCAGGGACGUCGUAUCCUAAACAUUGGGACUGGAGGAUUUUGGACGCGGAGGAAUUUAUACUUAGAGGAAUGAAGAAGGUUAACAGCGCGGAUAUCGAUAGUGCAUUUGGCAGCGCGGAAUCAGCACCGAAAAAUCUCAGCAGAUCCAUGGAACAGAUAAAAAACGUCGAGGAAGAUCAAAAAGACGAAGAGGAAAACGCGGAAGACGCGGAGGAUGCAAAGAACGAGGAAAACGCGGAAUCUGCUGAAAAUCCGGAGGAUACCAAAAACGAAGAAAAUGAUGCGGAAGAUGCGGAAAACGGGGAAGAUGUGGAAAACGCGGAGAAGAUGGAAGAAACGGAAGAGGCUGAGGUGGCGGAGAAUCCAGAGCCGGAAACCGCGGAAGAGGAUAACGAGGAACAGGGAGCAAAGGUCGAAGAAACGGAAGAGAAGUCGUCGGAUGACGACGUGGUGACAGGUGCAGAGAUGCAAGAAACGGAGGAGAAUCCAAAGAAUCCGGAGAACGAGGAUGAGGAGGAGAGAGCGGAGGAACCGGAAGGUGAGGAUAAAACCGAAGAGGAUAAAGAGGAAGCAGAGGAAUCGCAGAAAGAGGAAGAGGGGAACGAACAGGAGGAGGAGAAUAAGACGGAGCAAGAAGAAAGAAAAGAGCCCAGUACUGGUGAUUCUGGUGUCGAUGAUCCCGGAAACGAGGAAGACCAGCAGGUGAUCGUCGGCGAACACGAGGAGCUUCCGGAAGCAGACUUGAACGAGGGCACGAUGACGGCCGAUCCCGAAAUCGAGAAGCUGCUGGAGACCGGCAACAUGGAGCAAUUAGCCGCGCUGGUGCUCAAUGGCGAAGGUAGAAGAUUGGUUGGUAGGCAUUCAGGGAAUACCGAGCUGCAGACGUUCAUCGAUCGUGUCCCUUCUUACAUGGGGAAAAUUCAUGCUGUGCACAUGGCAGCGCGAGAAGGGAACCUGAGGGAUCUACAAAGCGCCUUAGAUCGUCGCAAAUUUGCAGUUGCAAGAGAUGAAUCAUCGCCACGUGGGGCAACGCCUCUUCACGUUGCAGUGAUAUUUGGAAACACUACUAUUAUUAGAUAUCUAGCAGGCAGGUUUCCAGAAACUACUCAUGCAAUCGAUCUCGAUGGCCGAACACCUUUGCACUAUGCAGCUACUCUAGCGGACAACGGCCAUUAUUAUAACCUUCUACUUCACCUGGGUGCCAAUCCUUUAGUUCAAGACAACUUCGGACAAAAAGCGGAUUAUUACAAACAAGACCAGUCCGAAUUCUCUCACAAAUCACUCCUCCGCGAUUUCGGAGCUAAUGAGAAGUUGGCCGACGAGAUAUUGACGGAUAAAGACGACAAAGUGGACAUAUCGAUAUUUAGAGAAGAAGAGGGUCGCUACUUAGCAUCGUCACUCGGUGAUCCAUUGAUCAGAGGUCUGACAGAAGUUGCCAAUAAUCGUCCAAAAGAUCCAGUUACUUAUCUGGCUACUUAUUUGUACAAUUUUGCCAAUAAAAGCAAUAGCAGCCCGCAGGAACAGGAAUCUAAUGUAUUGAUCAUUCCUGAUCGUCCCGAAGAAAACAUAGAGAAUAUCGAAAAUGAGAAUGGAGAUGAGGAUGCUGGUUAUCCGCAAAGUCCGAGUUCCGAUGUACCAGAAUCAGCUUUUAGCAAUCCUAAUAGAGAUGAGCAUGGACAAAGCGUUAUUCAUUUCGCUGCCAUUAGAUCUUAUCCAAAGGACGGUUUGUUCCACCUACUUCAAGAAAGUCAAGUUAACGUUGGUUUCAGAGACGAAUUGUACAGGACGGCUAGAGAUGUAGCUGAAUUGGCAAAUAUUAGAGAAAAUAUCGACGAAAUUGAUCGUUACGUGGCUUAUUUAGCAGCAAGAGGUGAAACAGAAAAAUUAGUAGAAUUAUUAUUAGAAGGAUACGAUCAUAUUUUGGAUGUAGAAGAUGAAGGUGUGAAUAUUGUAGACAUUGCUGAGGAACGAGGACGAGAAGCAACCGUACAAUUUUUACAAUCUAUUCCAAAUUAUGUGACACAACGUGAAGAAGUACAUCAUGAAAUCAGAACAGGCAAUGUAUCAAAAGUGAAGGAAUUAUUAAAUAAAAAUAACGGUGGAGGAAAACUAUUGGCGAUGGGAAAGAAUUCAAUGAGUAGAUGCGCCCUUCACAUUGCAGUACUUCGUGAAAAUAUAGAACUGGUCCAAUACAUUGCGAGAACGUAUCCAGAAACUUUACGUAUCGGUGACAAUUUGGAAAGAACAGCUUUACAUUAUGCAAUGGGUUUACUAACUGUUGAAGAAUUAAGUAAUAUUCUUAUCAAAGCGGGUGCAAAACGUAUAGUGAAGGAUUUAAAAUCACGGCAACCUUCCUAUUAUUUCAUGAACAAAUCAGACAUAGAGAGACUUCAAGAAGAAGAAAAUAUGAUCAAAUAGAUCCAUUGGACGAUGCUAAUACCGUGUAAUUCUUCAUUUACACUUUUAAAUAUUUAUGU